UCAAGUGCUAAUAUUAUAACGCAACAAAAAUGACUAAAACUCUUUGUUUCGGAACUUUCUUGUUCUUGUUCUUUGUGCCACUCAUUUCAGCUCAGGAGAAACAAGCAUCUUGUAGCACAUUUGGAUAUGAACUGCUCGCAGCCCGUUUGGACGCUCUCGAGAAUGUUGCAAUGAAGUCUCAGCUCAAAUCGACGGGAGAAAUUCAAAAUCUACGCAAUGAUGUUCAAGAAUUAACUAGAAAUAUUCAGUCUUCGAUGUGGAUACACUCUGGAGAGAUCAUCCGAGAAGGUAAUGGGUUGACGGUUUCAGGUUGGUACGAUUCUGUAUGUUAUGAAUUAUUAGUAUUAAAUAGGCAAACUAAAUGUUUAUCAUCAGGACUACCUCGGUCGUGCAGUGAAUUGCUAUCUAGAAAAUCAGGCAUCCAUCGACUGGCUGUAUCACGUGGAAUCAAAACAACAUUCGAUGUUUAUUGUGACCAAGAGUUUGAAGGUGGUGGCUGGCUUGUGUUCCAAAACCGCUUCAAUGGUGCAGUAAAUUUCUAUCGUCCUUGGGCCGAAUACAAGGAAGGCUUCGGAUCAUUAGAUGGAGAAUUCUGGUUGGGACUUGAUAAACUGCAUGAGAUAACUUAUUCCGCCCAGUAUGAAUUGGCCAUUGUAAUGGAAGGUUUUGAUGGAGACAAAGCAGUUGCUCGAUACUCCGAGUUUGCAAUCGGAAGCGAAGUGGAGUUUUACAAUUUGAGUAAACUUGGAACAUACAGCGGGACAGCCAAUGAUAGUCUGACCUACCACUCUGGUGUUAAAUUUUCAACAUUUGAUCGAGAUAACGAUGAACACGACUCGAAUUGCGCUUUGACCUAUAUUGGAGCAUGGUGGUACAAAGCGUGUCAUUACAGCAAUUUAAAUUCACGUUACGGAUCGCAAGGACUCCCAAAUCGUAUUGUGGUCUGGCGUAAAUGGAAGGGGGACUCGUAUGCGUUGAAAAAGACCCGAAUGAUGAUCAGGCAGAAAUCAUUAUCAUAGCUAGCACAUUGAUCACAAGUAUUAAGGAUUACAAAUCGAAUUAGAAGU
Ochlerotatus camptorhynchus is the source of this 1067-nucleotide messenger RNA. RefSeq names its product microfibril-associated glycoprotein 4-like. Bases 30 to 1019 code for a protein of 329 amino acids. The transcript has 3 exons. The record is from RefSeq and is a predicted model, not a curated record. Lineage: Eukaryota; Metazoa; Arthropoda; Insecta; Diptera; Culicidae.